Penicillium diatomitis is the source of this 966-nucleotide messenger RNA. Its product is annotated as cysteine hydrolase family protein. The transcript has a single exon. The coding region runs from base 1 to 966 and encodes 321 amino acids. NCBI's taxonomy places the organism in Eukaryota, Fungi, Ascomycota, Eurotiomycetes, Eurotiales, Aspergillaceae. The record is from RefSeq and is a predicted model, not a curated record.
AUGUCAGUCUCGCAAGUGAUCGGAAAUCCCACAGACAACUACUGGCUGUAUGAUCCUGCCAGCGACACAUUCGAUCUCUCACGUGGAUCCAAGUCUGACUCGCUCAUCACACUCGAGACCACGACGCAGAAGACAUGGCUCGAUCCUGCCAGCACUGUCUUGCUUCUGAUUGAUCUUCAAAACUUCUUCCUCCACCCCGCGGUACGACCACGCAAGACAGAUAUGCCUUCACCGGCAGAAGCAGCCACCGAAGCGCUCCUUCGCGUCGGUAUUCCUGCAGCCCGUCGCCAUGGGAUCAGAAUCAUUUGGCUCUGCUGGGGUCUGACGGAGCAGGACCUCAGCCAGAUGCCACCGGCGAUUUUUCGCACGUUUGGAUGCUUUCAAGAUGGGCGCCCGGCAGUCGGACAUGCCACAGAUCCCAGCAAGAGCAAGACACCGACUCCAUCGCUCCCUGACAUGCGUCGCGUCAAAGACCCCGCCUUGUACAAGGGCCUCGGGACCGAGCUUGGACCCGUAGCGCUAAGCGAUCAGGAAACGGUUCCUGGCGGGGCGGUCCUGAUGCGCGGGUCGUGGAAUGCGACUCUGUUCGACCCCUUUCACCAGGAAUACGAGAGAAGCCAGGAUCGGUCCACGUCCACGGCGACUGACUUGCGGCUCAAGCCCGAUGUCCUUUUCCACAAGAAUCGCAUGUCGGGUCUGUGGGGGGCCGGGUCCGAGCUGGAGACUUUUUUGCAGCGCGAGGGAAUCACGACCUUGCUCUUUGGCGGGGUGAACACCGAUCAAUGCGUGGGGAGUACAUUGACGGAUGCGUUCAGUAAAGGAUACGAUUGUAUUCUGUUGCGCGAUGGCGUGGGGACGGGGACGCCAUAUGGUGCUAGCACGGUGUGGGAGUAUAAUUCGAUGAAUUGUUGGGGGUUUGUCACGACCUGUGAUGCUUUGGCUGAUGCAUCGGUUGAGGCACAUUAA